AUGUUGGCAGUGCUCUCUGCUUGCUCAAACAGGGAGCCGGUAGAUGCUGGGAUGGGCUUGCUGAAGCAAAUGGAAUAUGGGAAGAUUAAGGUAGUACCAACUGUUGAACACUACAGGUGUGUGGUUGAUAUGCUUGGUAGAGUUGGUUUGGUGGAUGAGGAGCGUGCCUUGGUGGAGCACAGAAUGCUGACGGAGGCAAAUGUGGUGAUAUGGGGAACAUUGCUUGGUGCAUGUGAGAAGCGCUGCAAUGUGAAUGUUGGCAAGUGGGCGGCGGAGCAACUACUAGCGGCUGUGCCAUGGAAUGACGGGGUUUAG
Triticum turgidum subsp. durum (durum wheat) is the source of this 315-nucleotide messenger RNA. Lineage: Eukaryota; Viridiplantae; Streptophyta; Magnoliopsida; Poales; Poaceae. The record is from the annotation of a GenBank genome assembly.